AUGCAGCUCCGCAAACAGAUGUGGGUAUCAAGAGUCAAUGUCCUCAAGGGUUUCCUAUUAGGAAGGUCAUACCUCCACCAGCCCCAAAGACCUAUCUGGAGCUGUGGUCAGUCCUACACCAAUUUUUCCAGCCUGAAGUAUCCCAAAGGAUGUCCUGAUGGGGAGAAGAGCUGGUCCAAGAAGUACCCAUCAUGUGGGGGUGUGCUGCAGUCCCCAAUAGACCUGCACAGUGACAUUCUCCAGUACGACGCCAGCCUCGUGCCCCUGGGGUUCCAAGGCUACAAUGUUUCUGCCAACGAGCAGUUUAUCCUGAUCAACGAUGGCCAUUCAGUGAGGCUGAACCUGACCCCGGACAUGCACCUCCAGGGCCUCGGGUCCCGCUACACGGCCACACAGCUGCACCUGCACUGGGGGAACCAGAAUGACCCGCACGGCUCCGAGCACACUGUCGGAGGGAAGCACUUUGCCGCCGAGCUGCAUAUCGUCCACUAUAACUCGGACCUGUACCCCAACAGCAGCACUGCCAGUAACAAGUCAGAGGGCCUCGCUGUCCUAGCUGUUCUCAUGGAGAUGGGCUCCUUCAAUCCAUAUUAUGACAAGAUCUUCAGGCACCUUCAAGAUGUAAGAUACAAAGGCCAAGAAGUGCUCAUUCCAGGUUUCAGCAUUGAAGAGCUGCUUCCUGAGAGACCUGAUGAGUACUAUCGCUACAAAGGGUCCCUGACCACACCUCCUUGCCACCCCACCGUGCUCUGGACGGUUUUCCGGAACCCUGUGCAAAUUUCCCAGGAGCAGCUGCUGGCUUUGGAGACUGCUCUGUACUACACAUACGUGGAUGACCCAUCCCCCAGAGAAAUGGUCAACAACUUCCGGCAGGUCCAGGAGUUUGAGGAGAGGCAGGUGUACAUCUCUUUCCGGCAAGGGACAGUGUUUGAGGACAGUUACAGAGGAUCAGAAGAAACCAUGCAGGAACUUGAGUCUGACAUCCAAAAGUAACCUCCACUUGUAACAGUGGACUGUGGCAUUGGGAAUAAUUAGCCAUCUUCUUAGACUGGCUCAGCUCUAAGUUGGCACUCAUGGAAUGGGCAGUGUAGUUGGGCCUGCAGCAGAGCACU
Leptonychotes weddellii (Weddell seal) is the source of this 1112-nucleotide messenger RNA. Lineage: Eukaryota; Metazoa; Chordata; Mammalia; Carnivora; Phocidae. The record is from RefSeq and is a predicted model, not a curated record.